AUGUAAGUCUAAUCCGGGCAACAGUAAAAGCAGGAAAAUGAAUCCUGCCCUUUUUUUAGUGACUUGCAACUGUAGUCAGAGGAAUUUUCAUCAGUCGGCGUAGCUGUGAAGGUGGACUUAGAGUGAGGGAUGAAAACCUGCUGCUGGAAUUGUGUGGCAUGUUUUAUUCUCUCCAUCUCUUUGUGUGGAUCUAUUUGUUGCCACUCUUAAAACUUGGCUGCAAGAGGUGUCUGCUCUGUUUUUUUAAAAGAAACUGCAGGACUUUUACUCUUUUCCUUCAUCUUCAGAUGAAAACGGGAAGACGGUUGAUUGAAUCAAGAAUAAACAUAAUUUUGUGCAACUCUUUUGAUUUUUGUUUUUCACAUUUACUUGGACUUCUUAAAUCCCGCAGAGAUUGCAGUUUUGUUUGACCCAGCUAAAAAGGAGAAGCAACAAUGUAGUCCCUGGGUUUGGACAGGAUUUUCCUCUGAUCAAUGAUCCAUCACUCUUUGCGCACAACAACCUGGGAGGGAUUUCUUGCAGCCUUGCAGUGUUUUGCUCGAUUCAGAGCAUCCUUCAGACUGAACACUCUUGGAAAGGUUCUCAGACUUUCUGCCCUGAGGGAGUUUUUCCCAUCUAAUUUAUUCAGAGGAGAAUUUAAUUAGAGAAGACUUUAAUCGGGACCGUCGGCCAGAAGCCAGGAUGCAGGUGUCAUUGGUGUGCACGGAUCACCGUGGGGGGGUGAGCCGCAACACGGAGGACCGGCUAAACCGUCAGAAUGCCAACAGCCCCAGCACAGGCACCCGCAGCAAGUUCAGAGCGGUGGCGAUGGUGGCACGUAGUCUUGGGCAGCUCUCUGUUCAGAGCGUGCCCUCCUCCAGCGAGCAAAGUGUGAAGACUGGCAUGAAGUAUAGAAACCUUGGAAAGUCGGGCCUGCGUGUGUCCUGCCUUGGAUUAGGAACAUGGGUGACAUUCGGCGGACAGAUAACGGAUGAGAUGGCAGAGCAGCUGAUGACUCUGGCCUAUGAAAAUGGCAUCAAUCUGUUUGACACAGCGGAGGUCUAUGCUGCUGGGAAGGCAGAGGUGGUGCUCGGGAACAUCAUAAAGAAGAAAGGAUGGAGACGCUCCAGUCUGGUGAUAACAACAAAGAUCUUCUGGGGCGGAAAAGCAGAGACUGAAAGAGGCUUAUCUCGAAAACACAUUAUAGAAGGUUUAAAAGCUUCUUUAGAAAGACUGCAGUUAGACUACGUUGAUGUGGUUUUCGCCAACAGACCUGACCCUAACACACCUAUGGAAGAAACUGUACGAGCAAUGACCCACGUGAUAAACCAAGGUAUGGCCAUGUACUGGGGAACAUCCCGCUGGAGCCCGAUGGAAAUAAUGGAGGCUUACUCUGUGGCAAGGCAGUUUAACCAGAUUCCUCCUAUAUGUGAGCAGGCAGAGUACCACAUGUUCCAGAGGGAGAAAGUGGAGGUGCAGCUGCCUGAGCUUUUCCAUAAGAUAGGUGUGGGGGCCAUGACAUGGUCUCCACUGGCCUGUGGGAUCAUCUCUGGGAAAUAUGAUGGCAGAGUGCCUCCCUACUCUCGGGCAUCCCUGAAGGGCUACCAGUGGUUGAAGGACAAGAUCUUGAGCGAGGAGGGCCGGCGUCAGCAGGCGAAGUUGAAAGAGCUGCAGGCAAUCGCGGAGCGGCUGGGCUGCACACUGCCCCAACUCGCCAUCGCGUGGUGCCUACGGAACGAGGGCGUGAGCUCUGUCCUUUUAGGAGCGUCAAACACCGACCAGCUGAUGGAGAACAUAGGAGCCAUCCAGGUUCUUCCAAAGUUGUCCUCGUCCAUCACCCAUGAGGUGGACAGCAUCCUGGGGAACAAGCCGUACAGUAAAAAGGACUACCGCUCCUAAUGGGUGCGAUGGCCCCGCCCGGCAGGGCUGCACCCGGCCUGCAGCCGCAGCGCCCCACCUUUGCCUGAUCCUCUGUUUGCUUGAGCUUUUACUGAGUGAGACCCUGGCGCAUGAGUCUGGCCUCACCAAGGCCACGCAGGGCACCUCAUUUAGAGUUACAGAGAUAGGAAAAAGUGGGAAAACAUUCGAGUCACCUCCACAGGACGGGACGGGAUUAACGGAGAAAAACAGAACAGUAAGAGACGUUAGGGAUAUGCGCUCAUAAGUAAAUCAGUUAUACAUCCUAUUCAGCUGAACGUACUUUAAAAAUCAUAGAGAAAAUUUAGGGAAAACAUCUUUUUAAAAAACACACGCUUGCUUGGCACAGAUUUUUUUUUAAUCUCUUUCUAAAACUGAAUGCAACUGAAAAAUAUAUAUAUAAAGUUCAUACUGUACAAAUAUAUGAAAACUGCUGUUGCACAUGUACUAUAGCCAUGCAUUUGUUCCUGAGACGUUCUUUUUACAAACACUUGUGUACUGUAAACGUUCGUCAAAGUUUAAGUGUAAGAACGUUUGUGUUGUUAACGUCAGCGGCCCCCUCGAGGGCUUUAACAAUCAGCACUUUAGUACCGUCAGUAAAGGUGUUGGGGGGUAGUUUUAAAGAAGAGAGAACAUGAAUAUUGACAUAGUCCUGUCACAACCAUUGCACUAUAGAUUCACGUCGCCUCUCCUCUUCCUCCGUGUUCCCACUGACCGUAUCCUCGUCCAGCCUGACGCAACGCUGCUCCUGCUGUGCAACAGGAGCUGCACUCAUCCGCAUCACUGUGUUCCCCACCCUGCCGUCUUAGAGGCUGCACAGGGAGAGAUCACUUCUCACCAAAACCCUCUCCUUGAUCAAGAUCUGUUCAAGUGUUUGCCUUAUUUACAGUUGCAUCGUACUGUGCUUCGGGCUUCAGCGUAGGUAGGCAGCCCUCUUCUUUGGCUGGCUGCUCCCAUGUCCCCAGCUAAGGCUCGACUAUUGGCAGUGGGAGGAAGGAGGCACGUGUUCAGUUAAUCAGUGGGCGGCAGCAGCUCAGGGAACGGAGAAAGUGGUUUCAUGUGUGCGUUGGUGUUUGGGAGGUUGUAUCAAGUUGUCUUUAGUGAUCAUUUCAUUCUGUUUUUUUUAGUUUUCUUUUUAGCAUGGCUCAAGCCAAAGAUCUUUUUCAUCUCUUAGCUGACACACUCACUUCCUGCAAGAUUGAGUCACCUUUAAGCAUGUGCCGUCCAGCUUGUUAUAUCUAUUUAUGGGCUGGACUCUACUUCAUAUAUAUCUUUACCUGACCAAACGCUUUUAGUGGUUAACAAGAUAACUCCCUGGCAUUCAGAAUGUGUUAGUAGUGCGGCUAAGUGCUCUCAGGUCGGUAAGUUUCGGGUUAAGCAGCAAACGACCCAACACGCAGGCUUAAUGCAGAUGUCAUCAUAGUUUGUCCUCUGGGUGCUCUCUUCCUCCGACCGAAGCACAAGCAGAUCGCAUGUGACUCAUCUGCUGACGGGGCGAGCAAGAUGAUACUUCUCAGCUUAAAAAGUCCUGUACAUAAAUCUUUACAGCUUAUAAACUGUUACUAGCAGAAAACUACAACACACAAGCGCAGAGAAAAAAACUUUUACAUUAGUGUUAAUCAGAGAUGUAGGAGCUUCUCAGCUACAAUUGAAGGGAUGGGUGAGAGGUAACUUUUUGAGUUUUUAAUAAUCUGAUUAAGGUGUGUGUGUAUGUGUGUGUGUGUAUGUGUGUGUGUGUGUGCACGCAGACAAAGGGCAAAUAACCCAAUCCUGCUCUUUAGCCUGCUGCAACAGCUGAUCCAUGUUGAAGUCCAAUUUGUGGUAUCUUCUGUGUCUGCGUAAAUAAAACAGGCGAAAGCCAACACUGUUUUCUUUGGAGAAAAUAAGAAUAUUAUUGAGUUAAUUUGUCUGUGGAGUUCCUGUGUCUUGAUGUUUUCAUCUGCAGAGAGCAGAAAAGAAGUCUGAGACUUUAAAAGAGAAUAUGUGACAUUUCAGAAAAUAAAAAAAAUGUUUGUUUCUUUCUAAAAAGUGAGACUGACACCACUUUAAUAUGUUCUGCUGAAUUUGACUGUCGGCUUAGCCCAGCACAAAGAAUGGAUCCCAGGAGAGAACAGCUGUUUUAUCUCAGUCUUUCAGGAAUAAACAUUCAUCUGCCAGCAUCUUUAAAGCUCCCUAAUUAAACGCAUUGGACUGUUUGUUUCAUCCACAGAACAAAAAGACUGCUAAAAAAAACACUACCUGCAGUUUGAGGUCAUUGUUCAAAAUAAAUUUAAUGUUUAUGCAAUCCCAGGUUGCAUAAUACAAUUUAAAAUGGUACCCAUUUACAGUGUUCCACUCUCAGAAACAGUUGCAUUAAAAUAAAUGCAUUAUAACAUCUGCAGAACCUCAGAUCUUCCGUGAAGGAUCUCAAUAUUUAAUGCAUUUUUGCUCAAAAUAGACAAGAGUUAAACAAGGUGAAUGUAGCUUUUGCUGAGAGACCAAUAAAAUGUAUACCAGAACCAUAGCAAAUGGGGCAUAAAUGUUCACACAGUAGAAAUACAACUUAUAAAAUACAACUUGCUUAUCAAUUCAAUUUUGACACUCACUGGAAGUCCGGUUUCCCUCAAUGUGAGGCUAGGGCUUUGAGAAUAGGCUACGUCUACAGUUUUCAGAACCAGUAGAAAUUAAAAGGGCUUGCGCGGAUAAUUCUUGACCAGUGAAUUAAGAUGCAGUUUAGGUCGUCUAUUUCAAUAGAGCCAAAUAACCAAGGUCAGUAACUCAUUAACAAAUAGAACACGCAUGCUGGGCAGUUUCAGAGUGUGAGCAAAUGAGACCAGUGACCUCCAGUCACAGUCUGUCAAACAUUCUGACACUUUUUAAGAAGUGUCAGAAGAAAAUACUAAUUUUCUUCCUAUAUAAUUUUGCACCAGAAGAACUGGGAUGUGGUUCAAGCUAAACUAACCCAACAGUGUUUUCAGUCUAGCAUCAUAUUCAGAGACUGGAGGUGAAGGUGGUGUCAGUCUUAUUUGCCAAGAACUGAAAUAAACAUGUCUGUUUUCCCUUGAACUGCAAUGCUGUGCAUCAUGUUGGCCCAUCGCUGUUAUUUACUGCACAUUGUUGGAAUAACUUCAUGUUUGAGGCCUGUGUGUGUGUGUGUGUGUGUGUGUGUAGGAUGCCCUCAUCUGUGCAGGGAGAACCUAUGCUUUAAGAGUUUCUAGUUUAAUGUUUCCUGUUCUGAUGGUAUGUAAAAGAUCCAGGAAUGGACGGAGCUUAGGGUCAUACAGAGAAUAUAUUUUUUAUGUUUUAGCCUUUAAUGGCAUAGAGAAAGCUAUAAGAGCUCUUAUUUUUGUUUUCCCAUCAUGCUGCAUUAUCUUGUCAGUAUUGUAUGGAGUUUAAGGACUGGCCAAAACGUGUGUGUAUUUUGAGGAAUGCACACACACGGGUGCAGCAUCGUACUGAAUUCACUCUGAAGAUGACGCAGUGGGAGCCUGGUAUCUUCUGUACAUACUCUGACCUUUGUGUACAUACUUCUGGUUGUGAUCACCUCUGCCUUUUUCUCUUUUUAUUUCGGGUUUCUUUUUCGCAGGCGUUGCUAACCGCACUGUGCUUGAAUCUGAAUCUUAGACAGGAUGUACAGCUUUGAUCUUUAAAUGGAAAAUGAAGUAUUGAUAAAAGAAUGGUAAACCAA
Girardinichthys multiradiatus is the source of this 5563-nucleotide messenger RNA. RefSeq names its product potassium voltage-gated channel subfamily A regulatory beta subunit 2a (gene kcnab2a). NCBI's taxonomy places the organism in Eukaryota, Metazoa, Chordata, Actinopteri, Cyprinodontiformes, Goodeidae. Gene Ontology annotation, cellular component: membrane; extrinsic component of cytoplasmic side of plasma membrane; voltage-gated potassium channel complex. The record is from RefSeq and is a predicted model, not a curated record. The transcript has 14 exons. Bases 682 to 1878 code for a protein of 398 amino acids. Gene Ontology annotation, molecular function: transmembrane transporter binding; voltage-gated potassium channel activity; potassium channel regulator activity. Gene Ontology annotation, biological process: potassium ion transport; regulation of action potential; transmembrane transport.